GCUGCUUCUCUGUGCCGGGGCCCCGCAGCUCUGGCUAAGAGCCGUUGAGGCGCAGGAGCCUCGAAGGCGGCCGGAUGCUGGAGGGAAGCGACUACUGUGCUCGCCGGCAGGAGACCCAAGCGGGGCUACCCUUGGCCGGCGCUUGGGGCCGGAAGGGAGCUCUGGAUUUCGAUCCCUCCCCUUUUCCCUGGUGUGUCUUAGAGUACCGUGCCCCUCAGACCCUCCUGCUGUCAUGUACCAGCUUGAAGGAGAGGCGCAUCUCUCGUCCACGCCCUCCACCAUGGGCAACGCUUCCAAUGGGGAGGAUUGCGAGAGUCGUCAGUGGCUCCACUGGGACGAAAGCCCAGCCAUCAGCUCAGCGAUGUUCUCCGCCGGGGUGCUGGGGAACCUCAUUGCGCUGGCGCUGCUGGCGCGCCGCUGGCGAGGGGACUCGGGGUGCAGUGCCGGCAGCCGGACCUCUAUCUCCUUGUUCCACGUGCUGGUGACAGAGCUGGUGCUCACCGACCUGCUGGGAACCUGCCUCAUCAGCCCUGUGGUGCUGGCUUCCUAUGCGCGCAAUCAGACCCUAGUGGCCCUGGCGCCCGAGAGCCGCGCGUGUACCUAUUUCGCCUUCGCUAUGACCUUCUUCAGCCUGGCCACGAUGCUCAUGCUCUUCGCCAUGGCCCUGGAACGCUACCUCGCCAUCGGGCACCCUUACUUCUACCGACGCCGCUUCUCGCGCCGCGGUGGCCUGGCUGUGCUGCCCGCCAUCUACGCGGUCUCGCUGCUCUUCUGUUCCCUGCCGCUGCUCAACUACGGGGAGUAUGUCCAGUACUGUCCCGGGACGUGGUGCUUUAUCCGUCACGGGCGGACUGCAUACCUGUACGCCACAGUGCUGCUCCUGCUCAUCGUGGCGGUGCUCGCCUGCAACAUCAGUGUCAUCCUCAACCUGAUUCGCAUGCACCGUCGGGGCAGGAGAAGGCGCUGCGGGUUGGCUGGCACUGGCCUGGGCGGCCCUGGAUCACGCAGAAGAGGAGAACGGACUUCGAUGGCGGAGGAGACGGACCAUCUCAUUCUCCUGGCCAUAAUGACGGUAACCUUCGCCAUUUGCUCCUUGCCUUUCACAAUCUUUGCUUAUAUGAAUGAAACCUCUUCCCGAAAGGAAAAGUGGGACCUCCAAGCUCUCAGAUUUUUAUCAAUUAACUCUAUAAUUGACCCUUGGGUCUUUGCCAUCCUUAGGCCACCAGUCCUGAGACUAAUGCGUUCAGUCCUCUGUUGUCGGACUUCACUGAGAACACAGGAGGCUCCACAGACUUCCUGUUCUACCCAGUCCAGUGCCAGUAAACAAACUGACCUUUGCGGGCCGCUGUGAUGAUGUGCUUCG
This is a messenger RNA of Acomys russatus (golden spiny mouse), 1363 nucleotides long. It is a transcript of the gene Ptger2, whose product is annotated as prostaglandin E receptor 2. Lineage: Eukaryota; Metazoa; Chordata; Mammalia; Rodentia; Muridae. The transcript is spliced from 2 exons. Gene Ontology annotation, cellular component: plasma membrane. The record is from RefSeq and is a predicted model, not a curated record. Gene Ontology annotation, molecular function: prostaglandin E receptor activity. Gene Ontology annotation, biological process: cellular response to prostaglandin E stimulus; positive regulation of cytosolic calcium ion concentration; inflammatory response. Bases 233 to 1351 code for a protein of 372 amino acids.